AUACAUUCUUGCUACCGUGCGCGCCUCCCCACCUCAAUAGCUUAUCCUUCACCACCUCGCUUUCUCUCUCCCGUCUCUUACCUCUCUGUUUCUUAUGAAAUUAUCAGUGGGAGUAGUGAUUCUAGAGAGAGAAAGUCAGGAUCUGGGUUUUGUGUUUUGCUGUUCAGAAAUGUGAUUUGUAGUGAACUGGAAAGCUCUGAAGAGAUCUGUGUUGGGCUUUUGAGUUUUGCGGUUGAUUUUUCAUCAACGGCCAGCCUCAUGGCCGGUAAUGAAGUUAAACUCAAUGACUCCAAGAUGGUGGUUCCACUGAAUACAUGGGUUCUUAUUUCCAAUUUCAAGCUGACUUACAAUCUUCUUCGUCGUCCGGAUGGCAGCUUCAAUCGUCAUUUGGCAGAGUUCCUUGACCGGAAGGUCCCAGCUAAUGCAAAUCCAGUUGAUGGAGUUUUCUCCUUUGAUGUCAUUAUUGAACGCGGCACUGGCCUCCUCAGCCGAAUUUAUAUGCCGGGUGAUGCUGAAGAGGGUCAGCGGAGUAUUGUUGAACUUACGAAGCCUAUGAGCUCUGAAAUUGUUCCUGUCAUAAUCUUUUUCCAUGGUGGAAGCUUUGCACACUCAUCUGCAAAUAGUGCUAUCUACGACACCCUUUGUCGGCGUCUAGUGGGCAUUUGUAAGGCUGUUGUGGUAUCAGUGAAUUAUCGGCGAGCACCUGAAUACCGAUUCCCUUCUGCCUAUGACGAUGGUUGGGAAGCUCUUCAGUGGGUUAGCUCAAGACCAUGGCUUAAGAGUGGGAAAGACUCAAAAGUUCAUAUAUAUUUGGCCGGCGAUAGCUCAGGUGGUAACAUUACGCACAAUGUUGCCUUACGAGCUGUAGAAUCAGAAGACAUUGAAGUAUUGGGAAAUAUAUUGCUGAAUCCGAUGUUCGGUGGGCAAAAGAGAACUGCAUCAGAGAAGCGAUUGGAUGGGAAAUAUUUUGUCACCCUUCAAGACCGUGACUGGUACUGGCGAGCAUAUCUCCCUGAAGGAGAGGACAGGGACCAUCCAGCCUGCAAUCCAUUUGGUCCCAAUUGUAUAAGCCUUGAAGGAAAGAAGUUCCCCAAGAGUCUUGUUGUGGUUGCUGGUUUGGACCUUGUUCAGGAUUGGCAGUUGGCUUAUGUUGAGGGGCUGAAGAGGGCUGGCCAAGAGGUGAAACUUCUACAUUUUGAGCAGGCAACAGUCGGGUUCUACUUGUUGCCGAAUAACAACCACUUCUAUACUGUCAUGGAUGAGAUAAGCAACUUUGUGAAACCGUAACUGUUAAUAGACUUAACUUACUGACAGGCAGCAAUGCAUAAAGAAGCUUGACAAAUCGCCUCGGAUUUAUUACUUUGGAAGGGCUUGUUUGCAGUUUAUAAGAAUAUGUUAAAUUGUUAAUACUACUCCUUACUGUUUAGUUGAUCAUGGUGUUAUUACUAUUUGUGCUGCAUUGCGUUGGUUCGUCUUGGAUGAGAGACAGCUUGGCUUGGUUGUUGGUGCAUAGCAUGGUUCAGCAUCUAGCUGGAUUGGAAAGUCGUUGGCACUCGGGUAUGUGGAUUCUCGGUGCUUUGGUUUCCUGCACAUUCUUCUGGGCUGUCAAAGCCAUUUAAGUAAGUUUGAUUGAUAUAUCCAAGAUCAAGUUACAAUUUCUGACUUCUGGCCCCAAAGGAUAGGAAGACAGGAAUCUGGGGAUAUUAUUAUAUGGCCAAUCAAUUUGGUAAUUUUCCUCGCUAAUGUCAUAUAGAUAAUCUUUGGGCAUGGAUGGAAAACCAUCCAUGCAUGGUAUUGUGAGCUUAUAUGAUGUCUUUAUACAUGUGUUCUAGAAUUGUAUAAAGUUGUUUGCUUAGCUGCUGCUCAA
Molecule: messenger RNA, 1867 nt
Organism: Cornus florida
Lineage: Eukaryota; Viridiplantae; Streptophyta; Magnoliopsida; Cornales; Cornaceae
Product: gibberellin receptor GID1C-like
Exons: 2
Coding region: 259-1287 (342 amino acids)
Biological process (GO): raffinose family oligosaccharide biosynthetic process; positive regulation of gibberellic acid mediated signaling pathway; floral organ morphogenesis
Cellular component (GO): nucleus; cytoplasm
Molecular function (GO): hydrolase activity; gibberellin binding
Source: RefSeq, a predicted model, not a curated record